CCCCCCAAAUCUGCUUGUCGCCACCUUUCCCUCCUUCCUCUGCCUCUUCCAUCCCCAAAUCCUUUCGCCGACGUUCGGUUCACCGCCGUGAAAGUCCACCGUCGACCGGCGGAAAAGAGCCACCGAGGAAUUUCUUUGAAAGGCCUUCGAACUAUCUUCUCAAAAGUGUCUCCUCCUUUCGUUUUCCAAACUAGGGUUUGGUUUUCAGAUUUGUAUCAUCGUAGCUGCAUGUCUUCGGCCCUUCGUUACAACCUAGGGAAACAUAUUGACGUCGUUCUCUAACCUUCUUUUAUCAAGGUGUUGGGUUUGCAAGUUCACACCAUGGAUUACAACGAUAGCAGUGGUACAGAUGAUGACCUCCCUCCUCAACGUCGCAACAGAUUCCCUCAGGGAGGUCGAACUAUUGGAAAUUCAAUAUCUGGAAUCCAAGGAAGUGCUAGAUAUCCGCAGAUGCAUAGUGAGAUGGAGAGCCAGAUCCACAUUAUAGAACAAGAGGCUUAUAUUUCAAUCCUGCGGGCAUUUAAAGCUCAAUCUGACGCUAUUACAUGGGAGAAAGAAAGCUUAAUCACGGAACUUAGGAAAGAACUUAGAGUGUCGGAUGAAGAGCAUAGACAUCUCCUAUCCAAGGUUAAUGGUGAUGACACCAUCGGAAGGAUAAGAGAAUGGAGGAAAACUGGUGGAGUUCGCAGUAGUGCCCAACAGCAGCCUGUACAUGAUCCUGUCCCAAGCCCGACUGUUUCUGCCUCACAUAAGAAACAAAAGACAUCACAAUCAGUAGUAGUAGCUUCUAUGCCACUCGAUGCUCCAAUACCAACAUUUCGUAAAUCCAUGCCACCAUCUUUGGCGUUGAAACAAGGCCCUGGUUCAACUCCCAGGGGCAAGAAAUCAAAAUCAAUACCAGAAGACAUUAUGUGGGAUGUUGAGAAUCGGGGUAUUAUUUCCAACCAAUCUGGUGGCACUGCUCCUGGCCAUGGAUCUAAGAAGUCCUCGUAUGUUGGGACAACAAAAGGCCCAACCAAGAAGAAACAGUUUUUUUCAUCAGGAAACCCUGAGAAGAGCUCGUUGACUGACAUUGAAUUGCUUCAUACAGAUACUCUUAUUAAGCAGGUGGAGAAGGUUUUCAGUGCAAGCCAACCAAAUCCAGCAGACAUAGAGAAAGCAAGAAAAGCCCUUAAAGAGCAUGAAGAAGCCCUGAUCAACGCCAUUGCACGACUUGAAGAUGCAUCCGAUGGAGAAAGUGGUCAAAGAGAGAAGAAAAUUUGUGGAUUAAAUGAAGAGACAGAUGAAGGUAGAGGAAAUGAAGAAGGUUCUGAUGGCAAUCAUCAAGCAACCAAAGCUGGAAUAGUAGGAACAGGAAAUGGUCAUGACAACCAUUAAUUAUUUCAGUGUUUAGUUAAUAACUUAUUUAAGAACAUGUUUGUUAGUUUGAUACAAACACAGAUCUAGUAUUUGUCAUGUUUUUUUUUAUUAUUAUUAUUAUUCUAACAUAGAGAGGCUGUGAGAAUGUUUGGAAACAUGUAAAAAAGUUUAUUGUAAAUUAGUAAUUCUAAAUUUAUAAUGCACAUUUUUAGUGAUCCUUUCU
Impatiens glandulifera is the source of this 1582-nucleotide messenger RNA. RefSeq names its product protein EMSY-LIKE 3-like. Gene Ontology annotation, cellular component: nucleus. Lineage: Eukaryota; Viridiplantae; Streptophyta; Magnoliopsida; Ericales; Balsaminaceae. The coding region runs from base 322 to 1377 and encodes 351 amino acids. Gene Ontology annotation, biological process: defense response to fungus. The transcript is spliced from 9 exons. The record is from RefSeq and is a predicted model, not a curated record.